Molecule: messenger RNA, 2340 nt
Organism: Phytophthora nicotianae INRA-310
Lineage: Eukaryota; Oomycota; Peronosporomycetes; Peronosporales; Peronosporaceae
Exons: 2
Coding region: 107-2023 (638 amino acids)
Cellular component (GO): nucleus
Molecular function (GO): RNA helicase activity; ATP binding; RNA binding
Source: RefSeq, a predicted model, not a curated record
AUUCGACACAAAACCUCUUUGGAAUUGAAUGGCGCGCAGGCGAUAGCGACCCCCCAUUCGCUUUUGAGAGCAAGAAGCCCCAAGGAAGAAGAAAGGAGCAACAAAUAUGGCGGAAGGAAGAUCUGCAUACGUACCGCCGCAUAUGCGCGGAAGCGGCGGCGACCGCGGCCGUGGCGACGAUGAUCGUCGCGGAGGCUUUGAUGACCGUCGCGGCGGCUACGGCGGCUAUGAUCGUCGUGGCGGCUCGCGCGAACGCGGCUAUGGCAACCGCAGCGGCUCCCGCGAGCGCGGCGAUGGCCCGCCUCGUGCUAUGAACUCGCGCUGGUCUGGAUUUGAGUCGGACCGUCGCGACGACCGCCGUGGAGGAUACGGCGACGACCGUCGUGGCGGUUAUGGAGGCGGCAGCGGCGGCGGCGGCUACGGUCGUGGCGGUGGCGCUCGCGUUAAUGAGCUAGGCUACCACGGUGACCUUCGCCGUAAUGAGCGUCUAGAGCACGAGCUGUUCGGCGACGCCAAGUCGUCCGGCAUUAACUUUGACAAGUACGAUGACAUCCCCGUCGAGACGAGCGGCGAGAACGUGCCCGAGCCGGUCACUGAAUUCUCAGAGGAACAGCUUGGCCCGGAGGUUAUCCGCAACUUGGAGCUGUGCAAGUACACGAAGCCCACGCCCGUGCAGAAAUACUCGAUUCCGAUCGGUUUGGCCGGCCGCGACAUGAUGGCCUGCGCCCAGACAGGUUCCGGUAAGACGGGCGGUUUCCUGUUCCCCACGCUGGCGGCCAUGCUGCGUGUGGGCGGCACGCCCCCGCCCGAUGUCGGCCACGGCCGCUCGCGCAAGAUUUUCCCGGCCGGAUUGAUCCUGUCGCCCACGCGUGAGCUGGCGUCGCAGAUCCACGACGAGGCCAAGAAGUUCUGUUACUGCACGGGUAUCGCGCCUGUUGUUAUCUAUGGUGGUGCUGAGGUCGGCCGUCAACUACGUGAGCUGGAGCGCGGUUGCGACCUGUUGGUGGCCACUCCCGGCCGUCUCGUGGACCUGAUGGAGCGCGGCCGCAUCUCUCUGUCUUGCAUCCGUUUCUUGAUUCUGGACGAGGCCGAUCGCAUGCUUGAUAUGGGUUUCGAGCCCCAGAUUCGCCGCAUUGUCGAGCAGGAGGACAUGCCCCGUGAACGUCAGACGUUCAUGUUCAGCGCCACGUUCCCGCGCGAGAUCCAGCGUCUCGCGUCCGAUUUCCUACGUGAUUACAUUUUCCUGACGGUCGGCCGUGUUGGUUCGGCCUCGAAGGAUGUGAAGCAGACGGUGGAGUACAUUGAACAGUACGACAAGGAGGACUACCUUGUGCGAUUCCUGAACCAGGUGCAGGACGGUUUGAUCUUGGUCUUCGUGGAGACGAAGCGUGGUGCUGACUUCCUGGAGGACAUGCUGUGCCGCGAGGGUUUCCCGGCCACGUCGAUCCACGGUGACCGCUCGCAGCGUGAGCGUGAACAGGCCCUGGCCAGCUUCAAGUCGGGCCGUACGCCCGUGCUUGUGGCCACGGAUGUGGCCGCCCGUGGUCUCGAUAUCGACGGUGUGACGCAGGUUAUCAACUUCGACUUGCCCAACAACAUCGACGACUACGUCCACCGUAUCGGCCGUACCGGCCGUGUGGGUAACGUGGGUUACGCUCUCUCGAUGAUGAAUGAGAAGAACCGUAACAUCGCUCGCGAGAUGUACGAGUUGAUGUCGGAGAACGGUCAGGAGAUCCCAGCCUUCCUGGACCAGAUGGCCAACAGUGGAUACCGUGGUGGAGGCCGCAGUGGCCGUGGCGGCCGCGGUGGACGUAGCAGCUCUCGCUUCGGCGCUAGGGAUUACCGUAACGAAGAGCGUGGCGGAGGUGGCAACCGUGGUGGCAGUGGAGGCUACGGUGGCGGUGGCUACGGUGGUGGUGGCGGCUACGGCGGCGGCUAUGGCGGUGGCGGCGGUGGCUAUGGUGGCGGCCGCAGCGGUGGCUCCCGUGGCGGAGGCUUUAGCGACGAUAACAGCGCCUGGUAACUUACGGGCGACACGAAGAUGGCAAGCAGUUGUCCGCCAUUAGAAGACUUGGAGCAAUGAGCGAGCGAUGUCGUGGAGCUCCUCUAUUUUUCAUAGCGCGGAGAGUCGGAAGAAAGCUUCCUUCGAUGUACAAGUAACGUCAGGUGCCCUCGCAAGCCUUGCCCGCCGCUGCCCCUUGUCUGUGGGGCGCUGCGAGCCGGGAUAUAUAGGAUACUUGAUGACCAUUUUGCUAGCGUGUAUUAUAAGGCAGCGUUCUUCUUAGAAAAUAUACCAUCUUACCUCAGUGAACACAAGAACAACACAAACCUUCGUCAACU